AUGCGACUAGUGCAAUCGCCGGUAACCUACAGUCUGGUGCUGUCGCUGGCGCUGUUGGUACCCUGUCUGUCGGUCACUUUCGAGGAUGGAACUUCCGGUGAACGGACCGAGGCUCGUGAAAAUCACGUGCCGGAGCUGCAAGAGCAGCUGGCUGCCAACAGGACCCGACAAGGGAAAGGACUCUUCGAUUGGAUAGGUCUAGGGACAGGGCGAAACGUAGAUCCUUAUAUAGCGAAGACUAAUCAGGGCUGUCUAAAUGGCGACCUGGCGGAGUGCUUCAAGUCUCAGGCUCUGAGUUACUUCUCCGACUUCUUCGACCACUCUCACUACGACCUGAACGAUUACGUAAAGGUCGUGAGGAUGUCCAGGGACGUGGUACAGGACGUCGCUCUUCAGCCAUACGAAUACUCAGCUGAAGCAAGGUCUAGCGACUCUGAAUGGGAUCAGCUGAUGAAAUUCGCUCUGAGAAAAGCAGAGAAGUUCGUAAAAACCGUGGCUAUCGAGUUGCACGUUCCUUCUGAGGAAACUGGAGAAAACGAAGUCUAUGCUCCGCGAUUCUUGGACGAGAUAGCCGAUGAAAUUGACACUCUGGAGAAUAAAAAGGAUACUCUCUUCUCUCGCCAUCAACUGAAGAAGCUGCUCAUCCCCAUGCUCAUCGUCUUGAAGCUAUUCAAAUUGAAAUUACUCCUGUUCCUGCCACUGAUCCUCGGGUUGGCGUCCUUCAAGAAGUUCCUCGGCUUCCUAGCGAUCGUCAUACCUGGUCUGAUCGGCUUCUUCAAGCUGUACAAGCCACUCACGCAGAGUUAUCAUCCUCCAGUGUACAGUCAAAGCGGUAUAGCUUAUCCUUACUACAAGGAGAACUCGAAUAGCUAUUACUCUGAACAGGAUGCUCACCAUGGGCCAGAGUAUCCUGGUGGAUACCAUAGAGACAGCUAUGGACAGGAUCUUGCUUAUCGAGGCUAUCGAGAGUACCAGUCGUAA
Messenger RNA from Eufriesea mexicana, 981 nucleotides. RefSeq names its product DUF1676 domain-containing protein Osi2 (gene Osi2). The transcript has 4 exons. The record is from RefSeq and is a predicted model, not a curated record. Gene Ontology annotation, cellular component: membrane. The coding region runs from base 1 to 981 and encodes 326 amino acids. NCBI's taxonomy places the organism in Eukaryota, Metazoa, Arthropoda, Insecta, Hymenoptera, Apidae.